UGGCAGUUCCUUUGCAGCUUAAGCCCGAGUUGGCAUGAUCCAGAUACAACAAGCAACCGAAACGCCAAAUGGAAAACGGUUGGCAUGCUAUCACCAAAGACACUAGAAUAUUAAUCCGAGAAUAUUGUUCUAGUGUCUUUGCUAUCACCGAGCAGUCUUCGCGCAAACAUGAAAGUGUUCAAUGCGAUAAUCGCGGCGCUCGUUUGCCUAUUUAUUGCGAAAAAUAACGUAAUGUCGCGCCUGCUGGAUGAGAAUUGUGGAAUAUCAAAGGAGGAUCCAUACGAUCCGCGCAUUACGGUAGGAAACAGAACAAAUAUAUACGAGAAUCCAUGGAUGGUGUUGGUUUCCUCGAGUAAGAUGUGCGGCGGCUCUCUAAUUACACGGCAACUCGUCCUGACAGCAGCUCACUGCGUAUUCCCCGAAAAAAUGUACGUGCGCUUGGGUAAUUACGAAACAGUAAAUCCCGAACCGUACUGCGUUAAUAAUCACUGUAUACCAAGGUUCUACAACAUCAGUGUGGAUCUAAAAAUAGUUCACGAAAAGUAUAAUGAAUGUCUUCAGAAUGAUAUAGCGUUGCUUCGAAUGUCCGAAGCUGUGGAGUACUCGGAUUAUGUUAGGCCGAUCUGCAUCCUUGUCGACGAGCAAAUGCCAAGCGCUCAAAAUUAUACGGUUACCGGCUGGGGUAAAACUGAAUCUGGUAAAUUUAGCCGGAUCCUGCUGAACGCCACUCUAUAUAACUUAGAUAUUUCAAAAUGUAAAGAGAAGUACGAAAAACCGGUUGAUCGAUCGCAGAUAUGUGCGGCCAGUCAUAUCAGUAACACCUGUAGGGGCGAUUCUGGAGGCCCCUUGAGCUCCAAAUUUUGUUAUGACAACAAACUCCUGACUUUCCAGUACGGGUUGGUCAGCUACGGAGCCGAAAGCUGCGAGGCUUAUAAUGCAGGUGUUAACACCAAUGUAUCGUACCACACGGAAUGGAUAUUGCGUGCUGUUCAAAACAUGGACUAUUUUUCUAUUUGGGCCGCGAAAACCGGACAGGAUUUUCUCCGUUUAUGUGGAAACUCUAUUUAACGUGUAGGCAUAUUGUACUCUAGAUCAGUCACAAUACAUAUUUGAAACGAAUAAAUAUGAUGGGAGAAUACGAAAUUA
Molecule: messenger RNA, 1146 nt
Organism: Drosophila simulans
Lineage: Eukaryota; Metazoa; Arthropoda; Insecta; Diptera; Drosophilidae
Product: serine protease grass
Exons: 3
Coding region: 169-1068 (299 amino acids)
Biological process (GO): proteolysis
Molecular function (GO): serine-type endopeptidase activity
Source: RefSeq, a predicted model, not a curated record